UACAGUGCUAUGUAGCCGACUGUGUCAGUUGGGUACCUAGGCUAACUUUGUUGGACUUACGAACAAAUUGGACUUAGGAACGCACUCUUGGAACGGAACUCAUUCGAAUGUCGGGGACUUACUGUAUCUGAUUUACAUUUUUAAAAGACACGGUGGCUGUUUUUCUGGAGCGUAGACUGUAAGAGAUGUGGCAAGACUGGCAGCUUUGCAGUAGUCCAGGUGAGGUAAUAUUGAACCUCCAGUAGCUAGAAGAGUGUGACACGCAUUUGGCACCCAAUAAACUUGAGAACACAUCGAGGCAGAAAUGAUCUUCAAGAACCUACAACUGUGAUGGGCACAUAGUCAAUGCUUGAUAAAUUUUUUCGUGAAUCAAUGAGUAGAAUCAGGCUUUCUUGUAACCCACGCUAGGAUUUGAGUUCAUCUCGAUAUUUUGGAGCUUUUAAAAAUACUUUUUACUUUUCUAGCUGGCAGUAUUUUGGAGGGGCAGUGCAUUUUAUGAGUUCAUUUUCUUCUGUGUAAAACUGCAUUCUCCUUUGAAAGAGAUGGGAGAAAUCUGACUCCACCACUUCCAGGGCGGUGUGGGGUGGCGGGAUGGACAUUCUCAGUCGGUGUUGGUAAUUCCUAAAACCCUGUGCUCACAUCUGGAAACCGAUCUUGUGUACUUUUCUGUGCACUUCUCCACAGCAGGGACCAGACCUGUCUCAUCACUGCGUCUCCUGAACUUACCACAGUCAGGACUGUUGAGCCAGCACAUGGUUAUUACCUUGACUAGCCUGAGGAGCAUUCUGGUGCCUUGGUGGAGCUCUGGGGCCUUCUUGCUGUCUUCCUGGAGAGCCCAGAACUCUCCUGGCCUCAUUUGUCUUACAGUCACAGGACAUCCCUAAAGCUAAACAGGUCUCUGGACUGUCAGGUGGACCAUUGGUGCUGCAGUGGAAGCCAGCGGCUAAGUCUUGUGUAUGGCGUGGUUAAGGUUGCAGCCUCUUACCUCUGCCUUCCUCCAUUUUGGGCUGAUUACCUUUGUGCUCUUCCUGAAUGGUCUUCGGGCAGAGGCUGGCGGCUCAGGGGAUGUGCCCAGCACAGGGCAGAACAAUGAGUCCUGUACAGGGUCAUCGGACUGCAAGGAGGGUGUCAUCCUGCCAAUCUGGUACCCGGAGAACCCUUCCCUUGGAGACAAGAUUGCCAGGGUCAUUGUCUAUUUUGUGGCCCUGAUAUACAUGUUUCUCGGGGUGUCCAUCAUUGCUGAUCGCUUCAUGGCAUCUAUUGAAGUCAUCACUUCUCAAGAGAGAGAGGUGACUAUCAAAAAGCCCAAUGGAGAGACCAGCACAACCACGAUUAGGGUCUGGAACGAAACUGUCUCCAAUCUGACCCUUAUGGCCCUGGGUUCCUCUGCUCCGGAGAUCCUCCUCUCUUUAAUUGAGGUGUGUGGUCAUGGGUUCAUUGCUGGUGAUCUGGGACCUUCUACCAUUGUAGGCAGCGCAGCCUUCAACAUGUUCAUUAUCAUCGGUAUCUGCAUCUACGUGAUCCCCGAUGGAGAGACUCGCAAGAUAAAGCACCUCCGAGUCUUCUUUGUCACUGCUGCUUGGAGCAUCUUUGCCUACAUCUGGCUCUAUAUGAUCCUGGCCGUCUUCUCUCCUGGUGUGGUGCAGGUUUGGGAAGGCCUCCUCACUCUCUUCUUCUUUCCAGUGUGUGUCCUUCUGGCCUGGGUGGCAGAUAAGCGACUGCUCUUCUACAAAUACAUGCACAAAAAGUACCGCACAGAUAAACACCGAGGAAUCAUCAUAGAGACAGAGGGUGACCACCCCAAGGGCAUCGAGAUGGAUGGGAAAAUGAUGAAUUCCCACUUCCUAGAUGGGCAUCUGGUGCCCCUGGAAGGGAAGGAAGUGGAUGAGUCCCGCAGGGAGAUGAUCCGGAUUCUCAAGGAUCUGAAGCAAAAACACCCAGAGAAGGACUUAGAUCAGCUGGUAGAGAUGGCCAAUUACUAUGCUCUGUCCCAUCAACAGAAGAGCCGCGCCUUCUACCGGAUCCAGGCCACCCGUAUGAUGACUGGCGCAGGCAAUAUCCUGAAGAAGCAUGCAGCAGAACAAGCCAAAAAGGCCUCUAGCAUGAGUGAGGUGCACACUGAUGAGCCGGAGGACUUUGUCUCCAAGGUCUUCUUUGACCCGUGCUCUUACCAGUGCCUGGAGAACUGUGGGGCUGUGCUCCUGACAGUGGUGAGGAAAGGGGGGGACAUGUCCAAGACCCUGUACGUGGACUACAAAACAGAGGAUGGUUCUGCCAAUGCGGGCGCUGACUAUGAGUUCACAGAGGGCACUGUGGUUCUGAAGCCAGGAGAGACCCACAAGGAGUUCUCUGUGGGCAUCAUUGAUGAUGACAUUUUUGAGGAGGAUGAACACUUCUUUGUGAGGUUGAGCAACGUUCGCCUAGAGGAGGAGCAGCCAGAGGAGGGGAUGCCUCCCAGAGUACUCAAUAGUCUUCCCUUGCCUCGGGCUGUCCUGGUGUCCCCUUGUGUGGCCACAGUCACCAUCUUGGAUGAUGAUCAUGCAGGCAUCUUCACUUUUGAAUGUGACACUGUUCAUGUCAGUGAAAGUAUUGGUGUCAUGGAGGUCAAGGUUCUGCGGACAUCAGGUGCCCGGGGCACAGUCAUCGUACCCUUUAGGACAGUAGAAGGGGCCGCCAAGGGUGGUGGUGAGGAUUUUGAAGAUGCAUAUGGGGAGAUGGAGUUCAAGAAUGAUGAAACUAUGUAAGUAACCUUUCCACAGUCCAUCUGCCUCCGUCCCUUGCCACCCCCUUCUCUCCUGCACCACGUUUUAAAACUUUCUUGUAUUUGUGUUAAUGUCAAACUUUGGUUCCAUCACAGGUAUGCAGGAUCAGCAGACCCUCCUGCCAGGUUCUGCUUCCAAAAUCUCCUUCAGCUUUCUCACUUUAAACUGUUUUCAGGCAAGGAAUUCUGUGGCAGGCUCUAAGGACAUAGAACAUUUUGUCCACUGAAACUCAAAAUGAUGGCUGGUGGAGGUGUGGGAUGACAGAAGUUCUGAUAUCAGAUUUGGGGGGAUGCUUGUGAAUUCUCCUAGCAAGAGGUAGGAGACUGCUUGGGUCUCUCCUUCCUCCUCUUCUCAGGCCAAGGGCUUACAUGAGCUUUGAAGCCAAUCCUUUCCAUUCUGAGGCGGUGGUAGCCCAAUCAGGACAUCCUCAAGCAAGUGAGUGGCAUUGGCUUUUUUUUUUUUUCCAGUACCAUAUUGCAACUGUAUUGUAUAAGCAGAUUUCAAGCACCUCUCCUUCAAUUUGGAAAUUGCAAAAUUGAUUGAAACUUAGCAGUCUCUUUAAACACCAAUAGGCUAUUUUAUGGUGCGAGGCUUGCCCAGUUUAGGUGAAAUGAAUCAGAAUGGCUUGGGUCCUGGAGGUAUCUUGGAGAAGCAGAGCUCUCAGGGCAGCAGCCACCUGUCUUCAGUCACAGGGCUAAGCUCCAAAAUCUGGCUAAGCAGUGGAGGAGAAGCCUCUUAGGAAUUGUGGGGGGAAAAAUA
Physeter macrocephalus (sperm whale) is the source of this 3521-nucleotide messenger RNA. RefSeq names its product sodium/calcium exchanger 3. Gene Ontology annotation, molecular function: calcium:sodium antiporter activity. NCBI's taxonomy places the organism in Eukaryota, Metazoa, Chordata, Mammalia, Artiodactyla, Physeteridae. Gene Ontology annotation, cellular component: axon; sarcolemma; postsynapse. The transcript is spliced from 2 exons. Gene Ontology annotation, biological process: cell communication; sodium ion transmembrane transport; calcium ion import across plasma membrane. Bases 957 to 2744 code for a protein of 595 amino acids. The record is from RefSeq and is a predicted model, not a curated record.